Messenger RNA from Penaeus indicus, 6789 nucleotides. RefSeq lists its product as uncharacterized. Bases 1 to 5157 code for a protein of 1718 amino acids. The transcript has 10 exons. The record is from RefSeq and is a predicted model, not a curated record. NCBI's taxonomy places the organism in Eukaryota, Metazoa, Arthropoda, Malacostraca, Decapoda, Penaeidae.
AUGUUGCGGUGCUCACAGCUGUCCAAUAGUUUGUUUGAUAGCAGUAAAGCAGUAGACACGCAUCUCCCGAGGCCUGAGCUGUGCUGCGUCGUCGCCUUUCAGAGCUGCGUUCUGAACUCCGUCGUCGUGGAUGUGUUUAUGAACUUGGUAACGGUUGCCUCCACAACGCCCGACAAAAAUGGGCGACUCGACGAACUUCAGCAGCCCAACAGCGAACAGGACGGCGAGCCUGAGGAGGAGGAGGAGGGUCACUCCGCUCCGAGCACGCCCACACACGAGAGCAACUCUCGCCCACAAUACAAACCCGCCCACAACUAUUACAAUAACCAGCACUACCGACGCGGCGGUCACCACGCCGGCUAUUACGACAGAUCCUACGAUAGGAGGUUCGACAAAAACUACGACAGAAGAGGAAGCUACGAGAAGUACAAGAAUGAGAACCUCAGGAAUUUCGAGAACCGGGGGCCCUACGAGAAGCCCUACGGCAAGUUCUAUGAUCGGAACUUCUACUACGACAAUAACAAGUAUUAUGGACGACCCCCGUUCUACGAGCGUGGCUUCAAGUUCGGCGGAGGCUUCGUAGAGCGAGGCCGACGACCCUUCCGACCGUACGGCCGCCCGGGCUUCUUCCAGCGAGGCUUCCACGGGCCCUUCCAGGAUGGCGGCCAUCCGAAGGGCGCCGGCGGAGGCCAGGAGGACGAGGAAUGGGAGGAGAACUCGACGGAGGAGCAGCAGCAGACCGGGUCGGCAGGCGAGGGGGACGGGCGCCCUUCUCAGCCUGUACACACCGUCAUGAUCAACAAUGAGGAAGAACCACUCUCGUCUCCCCCGACAGAAGAAUACACCAAGAUCCAGACGCCCCGCCAGGAGGUGAUCUUCAAGAAGAGUUCCUUGGACCGGAAGCGGGACUCCAUCGACCAAGGCUCCGUCACGGGCUCCAUGACCUCCGGGAGCGGCUGCAGCUCCACCAGCGGCGCCGACCAGGGAUCCAGGAGCGGCGCCCCCCCGCCCGACCAGGUGGACCAGUCCUCCGUCACGGGAUCCACCGACGACAACUCGCUAGCCGGCGAGGAGGCAGCUGACGCCAUGCCGGCUGACCAGGUAUUCGAAGACCCCACGGACAUGUUCGUCAGCGAGCCGGGACAGCCUCCCUUGGCGGGCGUGGUGAUGCAGCAGGCCUACCCCGGCGGCCCCAUGAUCACCAUCCCUGUGCACUGGACCCCCUUCAUCGACCCCGUCCUCAUCCCGGGGGAGACGGCCCUCACCCCUCUGGACCCCGCCUUCACGCACGUCAUAGACCCCAAGGCCCUGCCCAUCGACCCCGUGCAUAUCCUGCCCGUCCAGCACGAUGAGACAGGCUGUCCCGUCCAGGUCCAGGUGAAGGUGGAUGCAAACGGAGUCCCAAUCCAGAUCGAGCCCAGCGCCUUCACCGUGUCGCUGAGCUCCCUCCAGCAGCAGCAGCACCUCCCCCCACAGCAGCAGCUGGAGGAGCAGCCCCAGUCUGACGAGGCGCAGGAAGACGGGGCGAGCAAGACGCCCCCCUGCGACGAGCAGCUCCGCCCGGAGGACGGAGCAGCGUCGCCCGCGGACCACACGCCUACCUCAAGCACCGCCACUGCCCACCACUCUGUCCAGUCUUCCUCGCCCGCUUGCGCCGACGACCAGGGCGCCCCGCAGGACGCAGCGGGGGCGUCCAGUCUCGAGGAGGAGGAGGAGGAGGAGGAAGAAGAAGACGAAGAAGAGGAAGAAGAAGAAGAAGAGGAGGAGGAGGAGGAAGAGGAAGAGGAAAAAGAAGAUGACGAGGAGGAGGAGAAAGAGGAAGCAGAGAGCGUCAAAGAUACAAACGAAAAAGCAGAAGCAUGCAGAGAAGCAGAGGAUACUGGAAAAACACAGGAGCCUCAGCAGGACAAUUACGUCAUCCCGCUGGCUGUGCCUUCCACAGUUGCCGGCGAGAUGAGUCACCCUCUGGCGACGGCGAGAAGUGCGAAGACCCAGGAAUCGCGCGUCGACGACGACGAGGAGGAGGAAGACGAAGACGAGGAGGAGGACAUGCUGGCGAAGGAGUCCGAGGAAGGAUCCGACUCCAGCGACUCGCAGUACGCGAGCAUGAGCGAGUCGUCGUCCACGCCCACCACUCCAGCGGGCGAGCCUUCCGACGCCCACGAGGCGAGCGCGCCCACGCAGCCCCCUUCCUCCACCAACCUCUCUGCCGACGCCCCUGACAACACAGGCAAGGGCGAAGAGCAGGAGGACAAGGGAGUUGACAGCGCAGACAAUACCGCCUCCUCGGACAGCAACAUGACAGACAGCAGAAUCACAGAGAGCAGCAUCACAGACAGCAUGACCACCGAGAGCAGCCAAGCCAGCACGGACGCCGGCGAGGGCUCCGCCGCCCCCAACCCCGCGGACUCGACGAGCAUCAUGCAGGGCUACGUCAUGGUGCCCAUCCUGACGCCCUACUACGACCCGUCGGUCAUCUACGGAUACCCGGUGGUCGUGGCUGACCAGCAGCAGCAGCAGCAGCAACUACACCAGCAGCAGCAACAGCAACGGAACUACAGCAAGAGAAAGAAGAAGAAAUACCAGCGCCGCCGCCAGGCCGAGUCCGCAUCUGGAGGCUACCUGGACCCCCACCUAUACACGGGGGAGCCCUUCGUGGCCACGCCCGGCGGAUACGUGGUGCCUCUGGACCCCGCUUCCGUGUGCCACGUGCACGGCCUUCCGUACGUGCCACAGCCCUUCCCCGCCCAAGCGCCCCUGCCCCACCAGGCGCACGACGAGGGCUUCGUGUCCGUGCAGCACUCGCCGUACCUUCCCGAGGCCGUGCCUCCUCCGGGGGGCGAGCAGGCGCAGCAGCCGGGCGGAACGAGCGGCGACGACGUCUCCAAGACGGUCUUCAGCGACCUGCAGGAUACGGAGCGGCGACAGAUCCAAGAAAUCCUGCAGGAUCGGGCGAAGGUCGGGAAGUCGGACUCGACCGAAUCCUCCGACUCCGGGGUUUCGGAGUCCGAGGAAACGGCGGCCACUGAGCUGUCCUCGGACGAGCUAGAGGCCCGCGACCGGAGGACCUCGCGCGAGCAGGGCACGGCGGCCGAGCAGGGCGACCCUGCCGGCGAGGAGGCAGCGGCGGCGAGGCUAGAGCUUCAGUCCCCUGAGGAGACCUCUCGCGAUGAAGCGGCAGGAGAGGCUUCUCCGGACGCCAGUCAGUUUCAGGAAACUUUAAAAAACGGAACAUGUAUUAAUGCUCAACUUGAUUUACCAGAAGUUUCAUCGCCCGACGAUACCCUUUCAGUAACAGCAGAAACUACCGCAGAAACUGUUUCGUUAACGGCGAGCGACGACAGCAGCCCGAAGGUUGCGGAACAGUGUGAUGCAAGCGGCGCUGAGGAGCUGCUCUCACAAACUCCUGUGAGCUGUGAAGAUGUGAGUGACGUCUGCAGAAGUACGCCAGUGCCGGCGCCGGUAACUGAAAUCACUGACGCUGAAAGUUGCACAACGUUGGCGCUCGCUGACAGUGCAGCGUUAGAAAGUGUUUGUGCAAGUCCUGUGUCCGGUGCGGAGUCUGAAGUUACUGAAAAGGAGGAGGAAAAUAAUUGUGGCUCGAGUACCGAUGUCGACGUUCAGAGUUCCAAAAUUAGUUUUACAGAAUCAAAUGAUAUUUUUGACAGCGCUGAUGCUCACAAAAUAGGCGAAAAUCAUAAAUGUUCAGAAUUGAUAGAGGAAAAAGAUAAAGUAACUACUACAGAGAAAUCCUUAGAAUUAGCCACAGAAGAUUCAGCAGAUGGUGAAGUACACUGUAAGAGCACUGCAGAAGUCUCAUUCAGUAAUGAAACUAGUGAUGUCUGUGUCGAAAGCAAUGUCGAGUCAGUUUGUGAUUUUUUAACUAAGGGUGCUGAGGCUAACCUUAAGUGUCAGGGUGAGGUGGCAGUCAGCAGUGAGCCUGACAUCCAAUGUUCUAAGAUUUCUGCUCAGGAGUUGGAAAUUGCUCAAGACUGUCCUGUUGUUCCAGGAAACACAAAUCUAUGCGAUAUUAGUGUUGACUCGAGAACAGAAGGUGCUGUGAAUGACGGAGGGACUAGAGAGAGCAGUAUAGAUCGCGAUAGUUUAAAAGAUUUGAAGGUGACUGAAGCUGUGAAGAGGUGGAUUAGGGAAGUCACUCCUGAGAAGGCUUUCACCCUCUCCGAGGAGGUGCAGAGCCUCCUCCUGGCCGACCAAGAGCUCGACGACGAGCUGGACACAGAGGACGAGUACAUUGAAGACGAGAUCUCAGAGGAAGCAAAAGCAAUUGUUAUGGAUCCAAAAAACGUGGAAGGCAACCCUUUUGUUGCAGACUCCAGUGAUGCCCUGAAAUCGGACAUGGAGCGCUGCAGCAAAAGGGUUGCUUCUUGCAGCAGGUCAAGGGGGGCCACUCCCGAGACUUUUGACGAGUACGAUGGCGCCAGCACCAUCAGUAACCUCAGCUUCGACCGCCUGUAUUCCGAGGCAUCGUCCAGCCGCCCGGCCUCUACCAAUCAUAGCUUUGACGAAGAGGAGAUCGAGAAAUAUUCUGGAAACCCUGAAAUCUACAACCCAGUAGCAUAUGCAAAAUACUACCAGCUAGGCAUUGAGGUUGACGAGACCACCCCUGUCGCCACGCCCCUUCCGGGAAGCGCCAGCAGGACCCGAGAGGCAACUCCGGCGGCCGAGGCUCACUCGGAAGCCGGAAGUGACUGCGGGUCUGAGGAGGUGGAGACCGUUCCCCACAAGUACGACGUGGCCCAGCAGCACUCGGAGGCGCCCCCGAUGUCCCUCGCCACGGAGAUCCUGAAGGCAGAGAAGCUGCUGAACAACAUGGCUCAUAUUACCGGUACUCCACACGAGGCGGCAGCAGCGGAAGAGCGCUUCGGGAAUCCAGAUAUUUUUCUUAAGCAUUUCAGAACAGGCCUACACGGUGAAGUAGGGGACAGUGGAGUCCAGUCAGAGGAGAGCAGUGAUGAAACUGAAGCUCGGAGUACUGUUGGCAGCAGUGGUGUUGGCUCAUCACUCGCCUCCACACCAGCCAUUUCCCCAGCACACCACACCAGUGGCAGGCCGCCCCUCCAGCCGCACCCACUGAAAAACCUGAGUGUUGGAGAGGGUCCUGUGCCCUGCAGGACAGUUUGCUGUGCUGUCAUGUGAGCAUCCUACGGUGUAUACUGUGGGUUUUGUUCCAUCAUAUUAACCCUGUGGCUUGGAAGGCAGGCAAAGGGGGCACUUCUCCCGCCUCCGCCCGCUUGUGCCUUACAGGGAGACUCCUGGGUGGGGGACUACCCAGACACUGAGGGUACAACGCUUAAACUGCUGUGAACUGCGGCCCCGUGGGUCACAUGCUCACUUGUAAUCUGUAGGUGCACAUUACUGUGAAAAAGACAGUGUGUGUGCGCAAAUGUGUGUGUGUGUGUACGUUGGACGUAAAUCGAGUAGUGAGUCCGUGCAAGGUUGCUGUAGGAUAGAGUCAUCGAGUCACGCAAGAGCCGUGCUUUUGGUGCUAUGGUCAGUGGGGUCCAGAGCCCUCAUGGCCUCACAUGGGUUGCACUGCACUUGAAGCCUGUAGGCCUGUUAGGGGUCGUUGCCCACGCCCCCGCAACCACUUUCGCCUCCAUAAGGUGUCGUUGCACCUGCAGGUGUGUGGGCGUGAGAUUGAGUCACAUCACCCAGAAUCGCUUCAUUCUCAUGCAAUGUCAUUGUGAUAGGUAUAGUGAACCCUAUAGAUAGCUGUUAUUUAUUUUUAGACAUGUGAUGUUUUAGUCGUUAUUAUAGAGAUGUUAUACCCUUGUGCAUUUAGAUGUCAUUUGGGUAGUGUUUAUAGUAGGUAUCAUAUUUUGUUGCAAAAGAGCAUAGUUGUAGGUGGGCCAGGUGCCCCACAUGGGUACACAGGCUGGGACAACAUGGGACUUGUUCAAGAGAGUGUGGACCUGAUCCAAAUAUAUCAGUGUUAUGGUCUCCCUUGACAGAUUUUUUUCCUCAUCACUAAAAUUCAUAACCAUGUCCUCAGAGAGAAAUUUACUGUUAUGUUCCCCCAAGCCUAGCUACCCAUCAUCCUUUUAUGUUGUUAGAAGAGCUGCUUCUUAAGACUGCAGCUUCCACAUCACCUUCGACGCCUGUUUUGUUGCAACUGUUGGAUGUCAACGGAGACCCAUUGCUGCAUAACGUUAAGUUGCUUAGUGCACAGCAAUAGUUUGACUAUGCACGUCACUUGAUCUGUUAUGGUUAUUAUUAAAGGGUAAUAUUGUAACUAAUAGUCUCCCAUGGAUUAGAGAGAGAGAAGCUUGAUUAUUGUUAAACAACGAAUUGUGCGAAAUGGUUGUUUGUGUAAGGCAUAGCGAGUUUGAGUUGUUGUUUGUUAUAGCCUAUAUACAAUGGAACUGAAGUUCACCUAUUUUUGCUGAUACCUGUUUCCAGGUUUUUACCUCUUGUUGUACGGUAAAUGAAUUGCUGACCAAAAUGCACUCUUGUUUGCAUAUCUUCAGCCUUUGUGAGCAAUGGACUUUGAUCCUUUUGCCUCUGUGACUUAAGACUGUGGCAGCUUAAAUGAAGUACCUUGGCUGUGUUAAAGAUGUUAUUUCAUAAUUACAAAUCAUAAUUUCCAUUAUUUUUCCCAGAGAUAAACCAGAGACCAACAAUUUCGUUGUUUGUCAAUUUCCACUGAUGCCAUGUUACUUAUAUAUUCCAUAGACAAGAAAUGGCUGCACCCUCUAUGGUACCGCCAAGGAUGUUGGAUUGUUAUUUUCUUUUUGUAAAUAUAGAUUCAAUAAAAAAUUGUUGUAUUUA